AUGUCUCAGAGUGAAGCCUCUGAUGUUCUUUUUGUGCAAGGUUUUUCCAUUUCAUUUUUUACUUGCCCCUUUACUUUUCCCCAGCGCCCACAGAGGAAAAUUCACUCAUCUGCUUGUUCCCAUCUUAAUGAAAACCAGUCAGAAACUUCAUCUUUUCUAAUUCGACCGGAAGCUGUGUCACCUUGCUCUAGAUCAGAUGCACUUUUAGAGGCUCUGCAAAUGUUCAAUAAACCAUCCAGUCUGAGUGUGGUAUCUGCCACUGCCAUAAUUGGCCAAUUUGUUCGGCGGAAUUGUUAUAAAGAGGCUGUCCAUCUCUUUUCAAGAAUGCUUGCAUCAAAUAUCAGACCCAACGAGUACACCUUUGGCACUCUAUUUCCUUCAUUAACUGCUCUAAGAGACAUUCGUAUAGGUAAGCAACUUCAUGCAUGUGCCAUGAAGAUAGGUUUGCAUAACAAUGUCUUUGCGGGAAGUGCACUUUUGGAUUUUUAUGCAAAGUUAAGUACUAUGGACGAUGCCCGGAGAUCGUUUGAAGAUACUCAAUCUCCAAAUGUUGUUUCAUACACGACUUUGAUUUGUGGUUACUUUAAAAAGGAGAAAACUGAAGAUGCUUGUCACCUUUUUCAAUCAAUGCCAGAGAGAAACAUUGUUUCGUGGAAUGCAAUGAUUGGUGGGUACAGCCAGACAGGCCACAAUGAAGAGGCUCUGAAUUUUUAUGUUCAGCUUCUCAGGGAAGGUUAUAUACCUAAUCAGUCUACUUUCCCUUGUGCAAUCACUGCAGCAGCCAAUGUAGCAGCGCUUGGCAUUGGCAGAAGCAUUCAUGCCUGUGCUGUAAAGUUCUUGGGUAAGCCUGAUGUGUUUGUUGGCAAUUCACUUGUGAGCUUUUAUGCUAAAUGUGGAAGCAUGGAGGAUAGCCUCUUGGUUUUCAAUAAACUUGGGGAAAAAAAUAUUGUAUCUUGGAAUGCUGUGAUAUGUGGCUAUGCUCAAAAUGGCAGAGGAUAUGAAGCUAUAAGCCUUUUUGAAAGAAUGCAAGUAUCAGGCUGCCGACCUAAUGGUGUCACAGUUCUUGGCCUGUUAUGGGCUUGUAAUCACGCUGGCCUUGUCAAUGAGGGGUAUUCUUAUUUUAACAAGGCAAGACUUGAAAACCCCAGCAUGCUAAAACCAGAGCACUAUGCUUGUAUGGUUGAUUUGCUCUCCCGCUCUGGGUGUUUCAGACAAGCUGAGGAGUUUAUUUAUGAUUUGUCAUUUGAUCCAGGAAUUGGGUUUUGGAAAGCAUUACUCAGUGGCUGCCUGAUCCACUCUAAUGUGGACUUGGGUGAAUUGGCAGCACACAAAAUCCUGGCUUUGGAUCCUGAAGAUGUGUCGUCUUAUGUGAUGCUGUCUAAUGCACAUUCUGCAGCUGGUAGAUGGCAGAGUGCUUCAAAAAUUAGAAGAAAAAUGAAAGAAAAGGGAAUGAAGAGGGUUCCUGGUUGUAGUUGGAUUGAGAUCAGAAGCAAGGUUCAUGUCUUUGUUACAGGGGACAGGAAUCAUCAGCAGAAGGAUGAGAUCUAUAUGGUAUUGGGAUGGUUUAUCCAAAAUGUAGAGGAGGAUGAAGUUUCAGAAUUAUUUUAAGAAUCUUAAUCAAAAUUCAUCACCGUGAAUCAGGCUUCAAUGCAACAAUUGGAUUAUAUAGGUUGAGACACACCAUGGUGAGAUGUAGCCUGAAUCGAGCUUCCUUGCAGUUGCUCUACUUAGUUAAAGCGAUUUUUGUAGGAGGCAUUACACUGUAUUAGUCCUAAUUAAGUGAGUUCGUCAUAUCCUGAUGUUUUUGUAUAAAGCAUUCAUACUGAAGCCUGAUAUAGCCUAAUAAUUUACCAUUUAACCAAACUAUGGUUCAUAGGGAGAUCAGCUAUGAGUAGUACAACUUAUCAUUAACUUCUUGCACUACAAAUUAUUGUGUUAUCUUUCAAUUGCAUCUUCAUAUGCCCUUAUCCUUUGUUUAUGGGAACUUAUCCACAUUAACUGGUUGCAG
Molecule: messenger RNA, 2008 nt
Organism: Humulus lupulus (European hop)
Lineage: Eukaryota; Viridiplantae; Streptophyta; Magnoliopsida; Rosales; Cannabaceae
Product: pentatricopeptide repeat-containing protein At5g42450, mitochondrial
Exons: 2
Coding region: 1-1608 (535 amino acids)
Biological process (GO): RNA modification
Molecular function (GO): RNA binding; protein binding
Source: RefSeq, a predicted model, not a curated record